Molecule: messenger RNA, 438 nt
Organism: Nematocida major
Lineage: Eukaryota; Fungi; Microsporidia
Exons: 1
Coding region: 1-438 (145 amino acids)
Source: RefSeq, a predicted model, not a curated record
AUGCAGGCUGCCAUUAAGAGGGAAAUAGGCGAGUCUGUCUCCAGCAAGGAAAUUGAAGAGUUCUUCAAAAGGCUCUUUCCGAUUGGGGAUCCUUCGAAAAUAGUGGAAAUGUUCACAGCAUCGCUUAUGGACAAAUCUCCGGAGGGCGUGUACGAGCUAAUUCUGACAUGCAGAAACAGCAAAAGGGAGUUUGCCCGAUGGGUAUACAAGUGUGUUACGCUGGCGCAGAGCGCAGAAAAAGAGGGGGCUGAAGGCCUCUCUUGCGGGGGCAUAAAAAAUGCAGCUAACGCGCUUUCAGAAAAUCUUUCAAACAUGACAGGGAUUUCGUCAUCGCCGUGCACAGGCCUUCCGGAGAGCGAAAGUGAGUUCAUCGACAUGUGCCUUGCAUCAGAAAGGUUCCAGAAAUCCUGGAGUGUUUUAAGAUUGUGCUCCUUCUGA